Molecule: messenger RNA, 859 nt
Organism: Leptopilina heterotoma
Lineage: Eukaryota; Metazoa; Arthropoda; Insecta; Hymenoptera; Figitidae
Exons: 3
Coding region: 147-734 (195 amino acids)
Source: RefSeq, a predicted model, not a curated record
UUCAAUGUUGGUGUGAUAAGGUCCAGUACCCCACCCUAGCUAUUCAGUUCUCUUACGACUUUCGCGGUGAUUGGAAUACUGACAGCACGAAUAACGUGUCAAAUUUAAAAUUGAAAUCGUGAGUUCCUCAAGAAAACAACACAAAAAUGUCUUUCAUUGGUGGUAGAACCAUUCCCAAUUUCGACGAAGGAGAAGAUUCUGAUUUUUCCUACGAGUGGUCCUCGAGUGAUGAAAGUGGCGGUGCGAUGGACAUAGUGAAGAGAGGUUGGGAAAUAUGUGGGCUAAUCCCAGGCGACAAGUUCGUUACCACGAGGGGUUAUCUUUUAACCAAACUGUUUGAAGUCAAGACGGAGUGGUCCUCAAUGUCCUAUACGGCAAAAGUGAAACGAUACUUUGCGGCGAAAAAUUGGCUCUUACAACGCGAAUCAGAAAGAGGUCUGUUACAGUCGCUCUCGGAAUUUCCGCCAUACGAAGGCUUUUCUCCCGCGAACGAUGGCCUCCGUCUUUCGUACAUACAAACUUUUAAAUCUGCUGGGGGUGAAUACAGACAGGCUGGUUCCUGGCAAUUAACCCUCAACGUAGAUUUAAAAGAAGUGUGGGAGACAAUCGGUUCGGAGGGUCACCUGUUUCGGGGUUAUCGCGACGAAUCUUCUGAGGAGGACUAUGAUGCGGGUGGAGAAGGAGGGGCAGUCCAGGAAGCUACUGUAGCAGAAAGCGAGGAAGACUGGUUUUAAUCCAAAAAAAAAAUGUUUAUUAUUAUAUUUUUUUUUAAUAAAUAAAUUUCGAAAGGUUUCUCGUCAAAUGUAAGAUUUGAAAGAUCGUAUAAUAAAUAUCAAAAUAUUCCUAACGGCAACUCGAA